Messenger RNA from Vitis vinifera (wine grape), 692 nucleotides. RefSeq names its product MADS-box protein SOC1-like. The coding region runs from base 236 to 658 and encodes 140 amino acids. The transcript has 5 exons. Gene Ontology annotation, molecular function: RNA polymerase II cis-regulatory region sequence-specific DNA binding; protein dimerization activity; DNA-binding transcription factor activity, RNA polymerase II-specific. The record is from RefSeq and is a predicted model, not a curated record. Gene Ontology annotation, biological process: positive regulation of transcription by RNA polymerase II. NCBI's taxonomy places the organism in Eukaryota, Viridiplantae, Streptophyta, Magnoliopsida, Vitales, Vitaceae.
CAUCCCCUUGUGAAAAAUGGGAUGUAAACGAGUUAUAUUCUCGGUCUCUACCUCCCAAUAUGGCGUGUGGCGUCCAUGCAAUCAAGCAGCGGUUGCUAACGAGACCCAUCUCGUUGGCGGCCACAAAUGAUCAUUCCAGUGGUUUUUGAUGCUGGGUUCGGAGUUUUUCGUAUAUGGGUCCUUCGAAUUUGCCACGGUUGCUGCAGCUUUGAGGCUCUGCUUGUUUUAGCUUGUGAUGCAGAAACUAGGAAAUCCAAGCUCUCGUCAAGUAACAUUCACGAAACGCAAAGAUGGGAUUGUCAAGAAGGCCACUGAAUUAUCUAUCUUAUGUGGUGCAGAUGUUGGUCUUAUAAUGUUUUCUCCUAAAGGUCGAUCGAUCACUUUUGCUAGCGGUGGAAGGGUUGAGGAUAUCUUUAUUCGUUGGAUUGCCCAAGCUGCUGAAUUAACUGGACAAGGACCUAUCUGUGAUGGAGGGUAUUUAACUGAAAGCCUUAAACAUCUGAAGUGUGAACAAGAAAUGCUGGAAAAAAUCGAAAGGUCUGGUUUCUCUUCCCCCCUAUUUUUCUCUGUAGAGAUGAUUGUCACUCACACUUGCUUUUUAUUUUCUGGAUGCUUUUGUCUUAUAAACUCUCUGUCUCUCUCUCUCUCUUCAUGUUGAUUGACUCACUGGUGAUGGCACAACAAUUUCAGAA